AUGCCAGCCGACAGUCUCUUGGCCAUGGCCCGCCGGGCGUGCGGUCGAUACAGUGCUCGGAUCACAGACAUCGGAGACCUCGACUAUGAACUCGUGCGACCGGUCCUUAUGAAGAUUGAGAACCCCGAGAAACUGCACCAAAUCGAACAAGCCUCUCCCCAAAUCAUAGGACUAGACGCCGAACUCUGGCUAAACUUCAUCAAACGCGACAUCCCAGACUGGCACCUGAAGCCUCACGAGCCCAAAGACCCAAAGAACUGGUACAAAGUGUACCGCAAGCUGAAGGCUGAGGCAGAGCAGGACUCGAAGGCCGACGAAGCCAUGCUAAAAGCGGCAUUGGCAAACAUCAAAAAAGAAAAAGAGCAGAAUGUGGUCGAGAUCGCGAACAGAGUCCCCGGUUCAUACGGGCCUUCGAGACGGGCGCGCAUCUUCAACAACUACGUGACCGGCCGGACGGGGAGCAAGGGCGCCAACAAGAUGACGCUCAUGGAGAAGAUCCGCAAGGAGGCUCGCGAUGCGAAGGCCUCCCGGAUGAACCGGCCCAUGCACGAGUUGCCGAAACGAGCCACGCCCGUGAUAACGCCGCCGCAGCGCUUUGUCGAGGACUUGAAGCAGAAGGCCGCCGCUGCUGCAAAGACUGUGACGGUAACUUCUCCUCCCGCUGCGUCUCGUCGACCCAUCCCAACUUCGAGACCUCCCCUGCACGCACCACGCCCACAACAACCAAACGACUCGUACGAUCUGACAAGGGAUCGUGAGGCCAGACUGCGUGCGUUGAAGGCCGGAAAGACCCCUGUCCCGACAACAAGUUCAACAAUGGCACAGAGCCAGACUCGGAGUGCCAAUCAUCUCACUCUCGAUUUCCUGGAGGAUGACGACGGACCGGAUGAUGCCAUGGAAGAACCACCUCGCAAAAUGCGAAAGGUGAGUAAUGAGGACGUCAGACAACAAACUUCGGCCAGUCCUGUGAGGCUGAAUACGACAACACAACCACCAAUGAAGAAGCGAAAAAUGGCUCCUUCACUUUUCCUGUCGUCGAAGAGGCCAGUCACAAAGCCGCCGGCAGUAUCUUAG
Molecule: messenger RNA, 1074 nt
Organism: Exophiala dermatitidis NIH/UT8656
Lineage: Eukaryota; Fungi; Ascomycota; Eurotiomycetes; Chaetothyriales; Herpotrichiellaceae
Exons: 2
Coding region: 1-1074 (357 amino acids)
Biological process (GO): transcription elongation by RNA polymerase II
Cellular component (GO): elongin complex; nucleus
Source: RefSeq, a predicted model, not a curated record